UUUAGUUUACUCUUACAAAAGCCCCUCACCAUUCAUUAUUUUGUUUGUAAGGAUAACAAUAUCCCUUAGGCUUCAUGCCAAUAUCUUGAUCUUCUCUGCAGCCAUCUUUGUCCUCAAAAGCUUUAUCCACUUUCAGUCCAUGGCGACAGAACCGACAUGGCAUCAGCUGCUCGGAAGCGAGAACUGGGAAGGUCUACUGGACCCUCUAAACCUCAGCCUCCGGCACCUCAUUCUCCGGUGCGGCGACUUCUGCCAAGCCACCUACGACUCCUUCAACCACGACAGCAACUCCAAGUACGCCGGCAGCUGCCGCUACGGCAAAAACUCCUUCUUCCACAAAGUCAUGCUCCCAUCCGCCGACGACUACCAAGUGGAGGCCUACCUCUACGCCACCGCCCAACUCACCGUCCCGGAGGCCUUCCUUCUUCACUCCCGCUCCCGCGAAUCUUGGGACCGGGAAUCCAAUUGGAUUGGAUACGUCGCCGUUACCAGCGACGCCGUCAGUAAAGCCCUCGGCCGCCGUGAAAUCUACGUGGUGUUUCGCGGCACCACCACGGACCUGGAGUGGAUCAACGUGUUCAGCGCCAAGCCAGUAUCCGCCGAGCCUCUGCUUCGUUCCAGUACUAGUGGUGACAACGACGACAAGGAGGAGGAUGAUGAUAAAGUCCCCAAAGUCAUGUUUGGUUGGCACACGCUCUAUACUUCAAAGGAUCCAAACUCGCGCUUCACUACCCUAAGCGCAAGGGAACAACUCCAAACAAAGAUUGAAGAGCUGAGGAGCAAAUACAAAGGAGAGAAUCUGAGCAUCACACUCACGGGGCAUAGCCUCGGAGCAAGUUUAGCAAUCCUAGCAGCUUUCGAUCUAUGCGAAAACGGCGUCACCGACAUUCCGGUGACGGCCAUCGUCUUCGGCAGCCCUCAAAUCGGCAACAAACUGUUUGAUAAACUGAUGACUGAAAAGACAAACCUUAAAAUCCUACACAUCCGCAACAAGAUCGAUAUGAUCCCGGAGUACCCAGGAGCCCUGUUGGGAUACGUGAAGUCAGGGCUGGAAUUCGUGAUCGACCACCGGAAGUCGACGAGCCUGAAGAACUCGAUGAACCCUAGCGACUGGCAUAACUUGCAGGCGAUGUUGCACGUGGUGGCUGGGUGGAAUGGGGAAGAUGGGGAGUUUGAGUUGAAGGUGAAGAGGUGUGUGGCCCUUGUGAACAAGUCUUGUGAGUUCUUGAAGGAAGAGCUUUUCAUUCCGGGGUCAUGGUGGAUUGAGAAGAAUAAAAGUAUGGUUCUUGAUGAGAAUGGAGAGUGGGUUUUGGGAUCACCUAAUGACGAGGACCUACCCGUCCCUGAAUACUAAGGCCAGACAAUCUUAACAGGUUAAGGAUCAGUCUCGAAGACAGUUCGGCCAAGCAACCUUAACGGGUUAAGGAUCAGUCUCGAAGACAGUUCUUAUAACUAAGAAUCUUGUAAUUAUUAAGUUAAUUGUCUGACUUUUUUACGUUGUCUCUUCAUUUAUACUUUUAAUGUGUGUUCUUUGAGUGUUGUUCUUGAAGUUUGUGUAUUUAUUUGCUGUCUUUUGUAUUAUAAUGGGUGUGUAAUUGUUGUGUCUCAAUAAAAAAUUUGUAUUUUCCAAUUCA
Molecule: messenger RNA, 1634 nt
Organism: Ipomoea nil (Japanese morning glory)
Lineage: Eukaryota; Viridiplantae; Streptophyta; Magnoliopsida; Solanales; Convolvulaceae
Product: phospholipase A1-IIdelta-like
Exons: 2
Coding region: 140-1354 (404 amino acids)
Biological process (GO): lipid metabolic process
Molecular function (GO): glycerophospholipid phospholipase A1 activity
Source: RefSeq, a predicted model, not a curated record